Messenger RNA from Xylona heveae TC161, 1646 nucleotides. RefSeq lists its product as hypothetical. The coding region runs from base 111 to 1439 and encodes 442 amino acids. Lineage: Eukaryota; Fungi; Ascomycota; Xylonomycetes; Xylonales; Xylonaceae. The transcript is spliced from 8 exons. The record is from RefSeq and is a predicted model, not a curated record. Gene Ontology annotation, cellular component: nucleus; cytoplasm.
CGCGAACAACGUCAGUGAUAAGGCCACAGCUACCCAACUUUCCAUCAUCGUACGGAGUCCACGAGUAACAACACGCACUACGCCUGUCUUUUAUUCGAAGAUAAUAUCAUAUGAUGGCGGAUUCUCCAGCUGUUCAAGCCCCGAUCGAUCCAAGAGAGCAGCCGAUUUUAGACAAACUGCUCGCUGUCCGCGACAACCUGUCGUUACUAAAGCAAGACCGAACAACGUAUAUUAGGUCACAAGAUGUGAUGUCCUUAUACGACCAAGUCAUUGAGCAGGUACUUCAGCUCAAUGAUGUUCGUAAAGAUAACAGGUCUCAGCAAAGUCGAGUGGACACUGUUCUCGACGAUUGUUUCCAACUGAUAUCUCUCUUCUUCCUCACAAUCGGCAAAAACAAUGAGGCGCCUGCUGUCUAUUCUAUGACUUCUACGAUCAAGCGACUACUGGACCAUCUCAAAGAAGCUGCUUUCUACUCCGCCAAAGACCUCGAUUCGAUGAGCGGGACUUUAGAAUCGUUACGCGAAAAUCUACGACGUGGCUCUAACACGUAUCCGCCUGAGCUUCUAACCCUGCUGGAGGCGCGUCUCACUAAAUGCGAGAGCUUGCUCCACGAGCUUCAGAAACCGCUAUGGAAUCUCCCGGCCAGCUUGACCCCAAUUCAUGAAAAAUUGGUUUCGAUAUUAAGGUUGAUCGCAGCUGCCAACACGCGACAAAAGUUCCCAGCCGCCGAGGUGAAGUCCCUUCAGGAACAACUUUGGGAGAUUCAGGGAACACAGACCGAUGGAAAAUUUGUCGCGCCUGAUGGCACUAUCCCCGAGGGCCAAGAAGUAGUCCUCGAGCUCUUUGGAAGGUGCCUCAAGUGGGCCGGAAUUGUCCUUGAGAGGGAGGGGCGAAUUGAUGAACGAGUCCAGCCCACAUAUGCUCGUCUUUUAGAUAUCCGGAAUCAGCUAGAGAAACUCUCCCUUACCCAAGCAUGGUCUCUACGAGAAACCGACCUUUACGGCUUUCAGCGCCAGCUUGAUAGAAUCGACGAGGCCCGUGUUAAUGGCGAAUUCGUUGAUCAUCGAGGAGAACCGGCAGAUCUCCACGCUCAGCGGACACUGCUGUACCUUUUGCGACGGAGUUACGCAUACAUUUAUGUUGCACUUAUUUCAUCUGAGCCUGUUUCAGAAGCAUUGCUCCCAAUAUUCAAUCAACUUCAGACUCUCCGGAAGUGCCUGAUUGAAGUCCGUGAAUCCGGCGGCGUUUCCUCGCCCAGAGAACUCUACCCCUAUAGUAUGAAGUUGAAUUCUAUCGAUAAUAUGCGUGUAGACGGUAAAUUUAUGGUUGGCAACGAUAUUCCGGAAGGACAAGGAAGUAUCAACUCGCUUCUAGCGGAAUGUUUCGAUCUAUGCUACGAAUUGAGAGUGGAUAUUGAAGACAAGGAAUCCAAAGAAUGAUUUAUGUACUUCCAUGGGUUAUCGAUAAUUGGAGUUUUAGCGGAGCUGGCGUUCUUUAUUCUGGAGGCAUUUUCAUCUACACGCUCAAAUCUCCAAGCGCACGUCUCAAAAUAGCAGUACAGUCUUACUCUUAAGAAAACUAGCAUGCACAGUAGGUCUCUGAGGGCUUUUUGAGGCUUAUAUACAAUCAAAGCAAUCUUGCUCUCC